Populus nigra (black poplar) is the source of this 2708-nucleotide messenger RNA. RefSeq names its product MDIS1-interacting receptor like kinase 2-like. The transcript is spliced from 2 exons. Bases 97 to 2604 code for a protein of 835 amino acids. Gene Ontology annotation, molecular function: protein kinase activity; ATP binding; protein binding. NCBI's taxonomy places the organism in Eukaryota, Viridiplantae, Streptophyta, Magnoliopsida, Malpighiales, Salicaceae. The record is from RefSeq and is a predicted model, not a curated record. Gene Ontology annotation, biological process: protein phosphorylation.
UCAUCUGCCAUAGGAAACCAUAUCCCUUAGACAUGAUGUCCUCGCUACAGAAACCAUUCUCAAUGUUUCUCCGAGUCCUUUUUUUUUCUCCUUCUAAUGUGCAUAAUUCCUUCUUUCUUUGCCUUCCCUUCUAAUUCCUCUGCAACUUCAUUUGGUGCUGCCAAAUAUGAAGCUGCUGAAGGUAAUGAAGAAGCGGAGGCUCUCCUGAAAUGGAGAGCAAGUCUUGAUGACAGCCACAGCCAGUCUGUCCUGUCUUCUUGGGUUGGCAGCAGCCCUUGCAAGUGGCUUGGAAUCACUUGUGACAAUUCUGGAAGUGUCGCGAAUUUCAGCCUUCCACAUUUUGGUCUGAGAGGUACGCUUCAUAGUUUCAACUUCUCAUCCUUCCCCAAUCUUCUCACUCUCAAUCUCAGGAACAAUUCACUCUAUGGAACUAUUCCAUCCCACAUUAGUAACCUGACCAAAAUCACCAAUUUAAACUUGUGUCAUAAUCAUUUCAAUGGUUCUUUGCCCCCCGAGAUGAAUAAUCUCACGCAUUUGAUGGUUUUGCACUUGUUUUCAAACAAUUUCACUGGCCAUUUACCACGAGACUUGUGCCUUGGUGGGUUACUUGUAAAUUUUACAGCCUCCUACAAUCAUUUUUCUGGUCCAAUCCCUAAAAGCUUGCGAAAUUGUACUAGUCUAUUUAGAGUUAGGCUUGACUGGAACCAAUUGACAGGGAAUAUUUCUGAAGAUUUUGGCCUCUACCCGAACUUGAACUAUGUGGACCUAAGUCACAAUAAUUUGUAUGGUGAGCUUACAUGGAAAUGGGGAGGUUUUAACAACUUGACGAGCCUAAAAUUGUCAAACAAUAAUAUCACCGGUGAGAUACCAUCGGAGAUUGCAAAGGCUACUGGGCUACAAAUGAUUGAUCUCUCGUCAAAUCUCCUAAAGGGGACAAUUCCAAAAGAAUUGGGGAAGUUGAAGGCGUUGUACAACCUUACUCUUCAUAACAACCAUCUUUUUGGUGUCGUUCCCUUUGAAAUCCAAAUGCUAUCUCAACUUCGUGCCCUUAAUUUAGCUUCUAAUAAUCUUGGUGGAUCAAUCCCAAAACAAUUGGGAGAGUGCUCAAAUUUAUUACAGUUGAACUUGAGUCAUAAUAAGUUCAUAGGGAGCAUCCCAUCUGAGAUAGGCUUCCUGCAUUUUCUUGGAGAUCUAGAUCUCAGUGGGAAUCUACUGGCAGGAGAGAUACCAUCAGAAAUUGGGCAAUUGAAACAGUUAGAAACGAUGAACCUCUCUCACAACAAACUUUCCGGUUUGAUUCCAACUGCUUUUGUAGAUUUGGUGAGCUUGACAACUGUAGACAUCUCCUACAAUGAACUAGAGGGCCCUAUCCCCAAAAUCAAAGGCUUCAUUGAAGCUCCAUUGGAAGCUUUUAUGAAUAAUAGUGGUCUCUGUGGAAAUGCCAAUGGUCUAAAGCCUUGUACACUUCUUACAAGCAGGAAAAAGAGCAACAAGAUUGUCAUUUUGAUUCUUUUUCCUCUCCUAGGAAGUCUACUUCUACUACUUAUCAUGGUUGGGUGUUUAUACUUUCACCACCAAACAAGUAGAGAAAGAAUUUCUUGUUUAGGAGAGCGACAAAGUCCACUCAGUUUUGUAGUUUGGGGCCAUGAGGAAGAGAUCCUACAUGAAACUAUCAUCCAGGCCACUAAUAAUUUCAACUUCAAUAACUGCAUUGGGAAAGGGGGAUAUGGAAUUGUUUAUCGAGCCAUGUUGCCAACAGGUCAGGUGGUUGCCGUGAAGAAACUCCACCCAUCAAGAGAUGGCGAGCUUAUGAAUUUGAGAACUUUUAGAAAUGAGAUUCGCAUGUUAAUAGAUAUUCGACAUCGGAAUAUUGUGAAGUUACAUGGAUUUUGUUCAUUAAUAGAGCACUCUUUUUUAGUUUACGAGUUCAUAGAAAGGGGAAGUUUGAAGAUGAAUUUAUCAAGCGAAGAACAGGUAAUGGACUUGGAUUGGAAUAGAAGGCUUAAUGUUGUUAAAGGAGUGGCCAGUGCAUUAUCCUAUUUGCACCAUGAUUGCUCGCCUCCAAUCAUUCAUCGAGACAUUUCCAGCAGCAAUGUUCUUUUAGAUUCGGAAUACGAGGCUCAUGUUUCGGAUUUUGGGACAGCUCGGCUCUUGAUGCCUGACUCAACCAACUGGACCUCAUUUGCUGGCACCUUGGGAUACACAGCUCCAGAGCUAGCUUACACAAUGAGAGUGAACGAGAAGUGCGAUGUCUACAGCUUUGGAGUGGUCACAAUGGAAGUAAUAAUGGGAAUGCAUCCGGGUGAUCUCAUCUCAUUUCUUUAUGCAUCUGCAUUUUCCUCCUCGUCGUGCUCACAAAUCAACCAGCAUGCAUUGUUGAAGGAUGUGAUAGAUCAACGUAUCCCACUUCCUGAAAAUCGAGUUGCAGAAGGUGUGGUCUCCAUUAUCAAAAUAGCAUUUGCGUGCUUGCUUGCCAAUCCCCAAUCUAGGCCAACCAUGCGACAAGUAGCUUCGGAGCUCAUAGCUCGAUGGCCUCCGCUGCCAAAGUCAUUCUCCGCAAUAACAUUGGAAGAUCUGAUGCCUCAAACAACUGUAACAGGCUGAGAAUUUUCCAAAAGAUUUUGUAUAAUUAGUAUGUGAUUGUUGCGACUUAUGUUCCUUUCAACUUUCGUCUUUUUGUUUGUAAUAAAUUAUUUCUCUGCUUUGUA